Molecule: messenger RNA, 3523 nt
Organism: Anopheles cruzii
Lineage: Eukaryota; Metazoa; Arthropoda; Insecta; Diptera; Culicidae
Product: xaa-Pro aminopeptidase ApepP-like
Exons: 4
Coding region: 126-1958 (610 amino acids)
Molecular function (GO): metalloaminopeptidase activity
Source: RefSeq, a predicted model, not a curated record
CAUAGAUAAGAUAAGAAACAAAGGGACCAAACAAUAGUUGUUGUUUAUGAAUACUCUGUGCAACCGUGAAACAUACUCUCUUCGAGCUUGUGUGAUGAUAAUCGAGCUAGUUUGACGCAGUGAUUAUGAAAUCGACCGGUGAACUUCUGACUGCUCUGCGGCAAUUGAUGAAAAACUUGCCGAACAACCUAGGCACGAUCAGUGCAUAUAUCAUCCCAUCGACUGAUGCUCACCAGAGUGAAUAUCUGGCUGCACACGACGAACGGUGUGCGUUCGUGUCCGGAUUCGAUGGAAGCGCUGGCACCGCCGUAGUAACCGAAACGGAAGCUUUGUUAUGGACGGAUGGACGUUACUAUCAGCAAGCUGGUAAACAACUCGACACCAAUUGGAAGCUGAUGAAAGACGGACUGCCAAGUACACCGGCGAUUGACGCAUGGCUGGCUAAAAUGCUGCAACCAGGUUCACGGGUCGGCGUAGACGCUAACCUUAUCACAGCAGCCGCGUGGAACCCGCUGCAAACUUCGAUCAAAACAGCCAGCUGCACCCUGCUCGCUGUCACACCCAACCUAGUUGAUUUGAUCUGGAAAGAACAACCACCCGCCCCGCACAACCAGCUUCUACCGCUGGCGACCAUCUUCACGGGGCAUUCGGUGUUUGAGAAGUUGACUGUCGUGCGCGAGAAGAUGGUAGAAAAACGAGCCUCCGUUUUGGUGGUGAGUGCGCUUGAUGAGAUCGCGUGGCUAUUAAAUCUCCGUGGUACCGAUAUAGACUAUAAUCCAGUGUUUUUCGCCUACGUCAUCGUAACACUUGAGGAGCUGCAUCUGUUUAUAGACGAAACGAAGAUCGUGCCAACAAUAUUCGAACAUUUUCGAGAGAAUGGGGUCGAGGUACGGGUACAUGCGUACGAUGACAUGCAUAGGGUACUGCAGCGGUUGGCCGUGGCGAGCCCGCAUCUCGUAUGGGUUAGUUCCGGGUCAAGCUAUGCGCUCACAAUGCUGAUCCCGGAGGAGAAGCGCUUCCAUGAUAUAACUCCUAUUAACUUGAUGAAGGCAGUCAAGAACGCCACGGAGGCGCAGGGCAUGCGUAAUUGUCACAUUCGGGACGGAGUUGCUCUUUGUCAGUACUUUGCUUGGCUGGAGCGUACGAUAGCUGCAGGCACCCCGGUGACCGAGAUUAGCGGUGCGACCGAGCUAGAACGCUGUAGGAGUCGCCAGCAGCAUUAUAAGGGCCUGAGCUUCACCACGAUUAGUGCUUCCGGACCGAAUGGUUCAAUCAUACACUAUCAUCCUCUGCCGGAAACGAACCGACCUAUCAACAACCAAGAGCUCUAUCUUUGUGACUCCGGUGCUCAAUAUCUCGACGGUACAACUGAUGUUACACGAACGGUGCAUUUUGGUAAACCUAGUGAUGAAGAAAUCAGAGCCUUCACGCAUGUCCUUAAGGGACAAAUCGCGCUCAGCACGGCCAUCUUUCCGCGAAGAGUAAAAGGUCAGUUUCUUGACACGAUCGCGCGCAAAGCGCUAUGGGACAUCGGACUCGACUAUAGCCACGGCACUGGUCAUGGUAUUGGCCACUAUCUUAAUGUACAUGAGGGUCCAAUGGGAAUCGGUAUACGACUAAUGCCCAACGACCCCGGUCUGGAGGAGAAUAUGUUUCUUUCAAACGAACCUGGUUAUUACAAAGAUGGCAAAUUUGGCAUCCGGAUCGAAGACAUAAUGCAGGUGACGACAGCUGAUGUCGGAACCAAUUUUGACGGGCGCGGAGCGCUCACCUUUCACACCGUAACGAUGUGUCCGAUCCAAACGCGACUCAUCGACGUCACAUUUCUUACACAACGUGAACGACAACAUCUGAAUAACUAUCAUCGCCGGGUGUAUGAAACACUGGCCCCAUUGCUGCGUGAAAUUGAAGACCAGGAGACACUUGCAUGGCUCGAACGCGAAACAAGAUCAAUUUAAGUAAAUUACGUCUUUAUUAUUUCAUGUCCUGGUGUAUUUAAACAAAGGUGUACCUAGUGUAUUUAAGCGAAGGUAUCGGCCACCAAUUUUCUUACUAUUUUUACUUGAAUAAAAGUAAACGAAAACCGAGCUACACAGCUGGCCAAUGAAAUACUAGGUUGUAUACUAAGUUUUGACGUUCGAUACCAUAGGGCGCUGCUACGAGCCUAACUUUUUUUGCCAUAUUGGUACACUCUUCAUAUGAACGUAUGUGAAGUUUCAUCGAUCACUUAAUAUUUGUUUUACAAGCCAUUUAGUAUCGACAUGUUACACUAUCUUUUACAGCUGUUAUGACGUCAUCAUUUGAUAAAAAACGCUUUCCGCGCGCAAUAUUUUUUUGGUUUGAAAACAAAUGGACGUCGCCCGAGGCCAAAUCUAGUGAAUACCCCAACAAUUCGAACUUUAAUUCAUGGAUUUUUGCCAUUUUCGAAAUGCUCUUCUGACAGGCUGCAUUGCCCUGAUGAAAGAAGAUGUUUUUCUUCUUCAAACCGAUUUUGUUCACGAAUUUUUGCUUUCAGUAGGUCUUAAAGGUUACAACAAUAAAUAAAACUUAUUGUUUUACCAGUUUGCAAGUAAUCCGCUAACAAAAUUUCAUUCGCAUCCCACAAAACUGAUGAUAACAGGCAAUUUCUAGGCGAACUAGUUUCGGAAGCGAAGAACCAGGUUGACACCACUCCUUAGUCUAUUGUUUCGAUUCAGGAUCAUGAAGAUAGACACAAGUCACAUCCACAGUGAUGAUUCAAUGCACAAAAUCCACUUUAUCCUAUCGAAAACGCUUUAAAUGUUGUUAAGAAAGAUGCAUUCGAAUGCGUUUUUAGGGAAUGCUGCACCCAUUUUGCAAACAGCUUUCUCGAACCCAAAACUUCAGUAAAAAUAUUGGUUAUACUGUUCAAUGAGUUGGCUAGGUCUUGUACUUAAUUUCUAUCAGUGAUUGGACGAUUUUCGAAAACGAUAUCCUGUAUUGUUUUACGAUUUCAGGUGUUGUAUCUGUUUUUUGACGUUUUUGACACGGAUCGUCUUGAAGGCUACUACAACCGCGUUUAAACUCAGAAAUUCCCCUUUUAACCACCUAAUCAAAGGUAAAGAGUCCUUCUUCAUACGUCCUUAAAUUUUCAACAUACGUCCUUAAAUUUCCUUUGCUUGUAAACCUUCCAAAAAUAAAAAUUCAAUCACUGCAAGAUGCUUGAUUUUUGCCAUUGUGAAAAAUACUGUGACACGUCGAUACUAAAUGGCUUGUAAUAAAAAAAUUAAGUGACCGAUUGAAAUGAAACUUCACAUACGUUCAUUUGAAGAGUAUAAAAAUAUAACAAAAAAAAUUAGGCUCGUAGCACCGUUCCAUGAUAUCGAGGCUCCGAAUAUAAUGAACAACCUAGUAAUGCAGCUUAAAUACAUUACCUAUUUUAUUGGACAGCUUUGUGUUUGGGCCAUUUUUUUCUAAAAAUCUUUUAAAACGACUUCUCAUUUGCUCAACAGCUUUAGCGUAUAGAAGAUUAAACGAAUUUUGUUUAAUUUUUUGUAAUAUUUUU